UUGUGGUGAAGCGACGCGUGCCGAAUACAGAAGGCGCGUGGACUUGGCAAAUACGAUGUUUACUGAUCCACAUAUUCACUUCACUGCAAAUACAACUUCUUUAAAGUGUAUUGAAAACUGUUUUUAUAUCAGUAACUGUGUGACCACGGUGUCUUUAGGUGAUGGCGGUGAUGCGGAGUGUUAUUUAUACGACAAGCAGACUGUUGACAUGACGAAUCAAGUUUCGAGCAAUACAACAGAUAUCUUCGAGAGAGUCUCCUCAGUCAAGGUUGGCUGUCCCAUCCCAUCAACAACGUCAACGACACCGACCACGACGCCGUCCACGACGACCACGACCCCCGUGCCUACAUACCUGCUAUUUAAGUCGGAGACUCUGACUUGGGAGGGGGCAAGAGGGGUAUGCCAGGCGGAUGGUGGUGACCUGGCAAUUCUUGAUACUCCGGAGGAAGUACAGCUCGUGACUGACACUAUGACAGGGUACAACAUAUGGAUAGGAUUCGACCGAUCCAACCCGAAUGACGUGCUCGCCUGGGUAGAUGGACGGAACGUAUCGGGUGUGACCUGGAAGUCUGGCCACCCUGAGACGCCUGGUGAACUGUGUGGCGCUAUUGCUAUAUCCUCUACAACGUUCUUUAAAUCAGAUGUCUGUUCAAGGAGUGACCCCUUCAUCUGCGAGUUACCAGUUGUGUAAACACCAGGUUCUAAUGCUGCUGUACAGAUUGUCCUGAUCUUCUGGCGGGGACAACAGGAGUCUCUCUGUGCUAUAUCUUCUGGCGGGGACAACAGGAGUCUCUAUGUUGUAUCUUCGGAUGGGGACAACAGGAGUCUCGAUGCUAUAUCUUCUGACGGGGACAACAGGAGUCUCUAUGCUAUAUCUUCUGAUGGGGAUACUAGGAGUCUCUAUGCUAUAUCUUCUGACGGGGACAACAGGAGUCUCUAUGCUAUAUCUUCUGACGGAGAUAACAGGAGUCUCUAUGCUAUAUCUUCUGACGGGGACAACAGGAGUCUCUAUGAUAUAUCUUCUGACGGGGAUAGCAGGAGUCUCGAUGCUAUAUCUUCUGACGGGGUCAACAGGAGUCGCUAUGCUGCGACUACUACUACUACCACCACCACCGCCGCCGCCGCCGCCGCCGCCGCCGCCGCCGCUACUACUUCUAUUACUGUGACUAAUAGUAUAUUUGGGAUAACACUUUCUUAGUGAAGUACUGAUAAUGGUAAAUUUUUCUAUAUAUUGAUUGUGUACUUAUUCCUACUACUACUACUACUACUACUACUACUACUACUACU
Molecule: messenger RNA, 1287 nt
Organism: Haliotis rufescens (red abalone)
Lineage: Eukaryota; Metazoa; Mollusca; Gastropoda; Lepetellida; Haliotidae
Product: C-type lectin 1-like
Exons: 3
Coding region: 56-691 (211 amino acids)
Source: RefSeq, a predicted model, not a curated record